UAUACUUCCCCGUUUGGCAUGUUUCCCUUUAUCCAACAAGCAUUUUUUAUUAUUAAUAUAUUAUUUAUAUGUAACUGUAUAGUUUAAGUAUACUCAUCCUUGUUUAUUCAUGUCCAUUGUCGUUAAACAACAGUUAUGUUUUCUUAUAUUCUUUUCCACAUUGUUUUUUUUAUGUAAAAGUAAUACUGUCUAAAUACUUAAUAAAGCAUAGAGAAGUCAGUCUUGUUAUAAAAGUUGAACAGAUAAGUUGUUUUAUUCGUUCGCGCAUGCUACUUGCUACAAUUUCAGAAGUGGGAUAUAAAGAACAAAAAGUGCAAAAAAAAAAUAAAAAAGUUUUUGUGAGAACAUUGUUUAAGUUAAGCAACAAGUGUGGAAGGAAGAACGAAAAUAAUUUAAAGUGAGAAAAGAAAAAAAAAGAGAUAAAUUUUUCUUGGGAACAUUGUUUCAAAUGAACAACAAGUGAAGGAGAAAAUCAGAUGAGAAAAAAGAAAUUUUUUUUUGUUCGUAAAUAACAGACUGCAAGUGUAAAAGAGACAAACGGGAAAGAUAAGAAAAAUUUUGUUGUUGUUGAGAACACUUUUUAAAGUAAAUCAGUGCGAAAACAAAGACGAAACAAGGAAAAGAAAAGUGUUGAAGCGAAUAUCGUGAAGAAUUUAUUUUUAUGUGAACGGAACUAUUGGAAAAUGGAUGAAAUAAAUCCAAACAAGUAUACGGCUGCGCAGUUGCGUGGAUGGCUUCAGCAGCUGAACUUGCCGACGGCUGGCACAAAAAGUGCACUAGUUUUGCGACUCAACGACAUACCGCAGAACGAAAGAGGUGUGUGUCCAAUCGAAGACAACAGUUUAGCGACGAAUGUAACUGAUGGUGUUAGUGAGUGUGAAUAUGAGGACAAUGAAACACAAGACAAUGUCAUUGAGAAAAGUAAACAGAAGAAAAUUAAUAUGAACAGUGUUUUUGAGAAGGAGAAUUAUUUGCUAAAGAAAGAACUCGAAAUUAUAAGGAAAGAGAACGAACUUCUGAUUAAGGAGAAUGAAUUUUAUAAAAAGAAGGAAGAGUUCGAAAAAUAUAGACAAACAGUCUUGUGUGGGGGUGUGGAAAUUAACACCGUUAACAGCGGUGGUGCGAAUGAAAAUGAGCAAAGUGCAAAUGAUAGAGAUGGUGGUGCGAAUGAUGACAGUGGUUUAACAAAUGAGUGCGGUGGCUGUGUAAAUAAUAGUGGUGGUGGAACAGUGAACGGAGUAAACAGUGGCGAAAAUGAUUGCAACAGUGGUGAAGUAAAUAAUAGCAGUACUGCAUAUGGUUGUAACGUUGGUGGUGAAGGCGUUAACAUUGGCGAAUAUAGAGAAAACAACAAUGAGCGUGAACAGAGCAGUAUUGUAAAAGCUAAGGAAAAUUCUGGUAGUGGUGGCAAUACUUCUUUUACAUUAUUGAAGGAGUUGUUGCCAGAAUAUGAUGGUUCUACCGCGCCAACUAUUUUUGUUGCGCAAGUAAGAAAUAUAAUGGAGCUGUAUUCAGUAGACAUAAGUACAGUGAAGGCAUUACUAAUGUCAAAGGUCAAAGGGAAAGCACAAUGCUGGUUGCAUGCCAAGUCUGAUUACUUACACGAGGAUCUGAAUAAGCUGCUUGACGAGUUAACAGAAUUGUUUGGAGAUAAAGAAAAUAAGCUUUCAAUACGACGAAAGUUCGAAUAUAGAAAGUGGCAGUAUAAUGAAGACUUCAUAACCUAUUUUAAUGACAAAGUUGUUUUGGCCGAGCGCUUGAGAAUUCCUGAAGAUGAGCUAAUAGACUACGUCAUCGAGGGGAUCCCUGAUAACAGUUUGAAAAUCCACGCAAAUUUGCAGUGUUUCCAGAGUAAAUCGCAGCUUUUGAUGGCUUUUUCUAAGAUAUCCUUAAAGGGACGUGAGCAAACUUACAACAAAGGAGAAAAGCGAGAAUCUGGUGUUCGGUGCUACAACUGUAAUUGCUUUGGACACUAUGCGAGUGAGUGUCAGAAACCAAAGAGGGAAGUGGGUGCUUGCUAUGGUUGUGGAAGCUUAAACCAUCUCGUUGCUGCCUGCCCAGAACGGAAGACAGAUAGACCCGAGAAUGCCUGAUGGAUACAGGGAGUCCCGCAUGCUUUAUAAAGAAAUCUCUGAUAUCACAGAGGAUUGGCUUGAAGCAUAUGAAUAAUGAUAAUUUUUCUUUUUAUGGCCUAAAUGGCACUGAAUUUAGAACUUUUG
Messenger RNA from Lucilia sericata (common green bottle fly), 2219 nucleotides. RefSeq lists its product as uncharacterized. Lineage: Eukaryota; Metazoa; Arthropoda; Insecta; Diptera; Calliphoridae. Bases 684 to 2093 code for a protein of 469 amino acids. Gene Ontology annotation, molecular function: zinc ion binding; nucleic acid binding. The record is from RefSeq and is a predicted model, not a curated record. The transcript has 2 exons.